Sphaeramia orbicularis (orbiculate cardinalfish) is the source of this 2110-nucleotide messenger RNA. It is a transcript of the gene slc29a3, whose product is annotated as solute carrier family 29 member 3. Gene Ontology annotation, molecular function: nucleoside transmembrane transporter activity. Gene Ontology annotation, biological process: nucleoside transmembrane transport. The transcript is spliced from 7 exons. The record is from RefSeq and is a predicted model, not a curated record. The coding region runs from base 301 to 1734 and encodes 477 amino acids. NCBI's taxonomy places the organism in Eukaryota, Metazoa, Chordata, Actinopteri, Kurtiformes, Apogonidae. Gene Ontology annotation, cellular component: plasma membrane; Golgi apparatus.
CCUGUGUUGACGCCGGUGGUGGAGUUUUAACGUUGAACAGCUGACCAGAAAACAAGUCUGCUGUGAAAUGAAUUUUAUUGGCGGUGUUGUGCUUCACCAGUGGACAGAGGCAGCAGCGAGUGAGUCUACAGCACUGAGAAUUAUCUCUAGACUAUGGCUUUAAUACAAACACAACCUGCUUUCCACCCAUAACAACCACCAGUAAAACUUUCUGUAAAACAAUAUAUUCCCUCAACUUCUUCUUCCCCUUGCAUUUCCUAUUAUCCCCGCAUCUCUUUGUGACUAUCCUUUAUUCUGACCAUGAAAAUGGACAACACAGAGCCAGUGCAGCCAAGUCUAAACUCCUCCUAUCUUCCAACUGCUCUUGGCAACCAUGACAUUUCUGAGGAUGAGGCUAGCGAUGACCAGAGUCCCUCUGCAUCCCUCCUGCCAAAGCAUUCAUCAGUACCUCUGGCUGUGCGCUACAGCCCAGAAGACAAUUAUUGUUUGGUGUAUAUGAUCUUCUUUUUGAUGGGAAUUGGCUCUUUGUUGCCCUGGAAUUUCUUUAUAACAGCCAAACACUACUGGCUGUACAAACUGAGUAACAACACACAUCACAGUGGACAUGAAGAGGAACGUUCAGACCUCAGUGACUACUUUGAGAGUUAUCUGGCUAUUGCUUCCACUGUGCCAUCUGUUCUCUGUCUGAUUCUCAACUAUGUCCUUGUCAACAGGUUGUCCUCUAAUGUGAGGAUCCUGUCGUCUCUCACCGUGAUCCUCCUGGUGUUUGUAGUGACCACGGUGCUGGUCAAAGUGGACAUGUCAGACUGUAGGCUGGGGUUCUUUAUCAGUACGCUGGUCAGUGUAGCUGUCGUCAGCGGUGCCUCCAACCUGUUCUCCGGCAGCGUGUUUGGAAUCAGCGGACAUUUUCCCAUGAGGAUCUCUCAGGCCCUUAUAUCUGGUCAGGCCAUGGGAGGCACGCUGAGUGCAGUGGCAUCAAUAGUAGAUUUGGCAGCAGCUAAAGAUGUUACAGACAGUGCUUUGGCCUAUUUCCUGACUGCAGACAUCUUCAUCCUGCUCUGCAUCAUCGCUUAUCUACUGUUACCCAAACUGGAAUAUUCACGACAUUACAUGCUGGCUGCCACAUGCACCAGUCCAGGAAUGAUAAGUGAAGGGGAAGCAGCUUCAGGCGCAAGAAGCAAAGUGUCUGUCCCGCCCCUGCAGCCUAUUCUCAGGAAAACAUGGGUCCUGGGCCUAAGCGUCUUCUAUGUCUUCUGCAUCUCUAUUAUGGUGUUCCCUGCUGUAUCCUCGGGGAUCCAAUCUGUCAGUAAGGACAGUGGCAGCCCAUGGACUACCACAUACUUUGUGCCCCUCACCAGUUUCCUUCUGUACAAUGUUGCAGACUUCUGUGGCAGACAGGCCACAGCCUGGCUGCAGGUCCCUGGACCCACCAGCCGAGUUCUGCCAGCACUGGUGCUGUGUCGCUCUGCCAUCGUUCCGCUACUAAUGUUCUGCAACUACCAGCCAAGGGACCACCUCCACACUGUGUUGUUCACACAUGAUGUGUAUCCCAUUGUGUUUAACUGCCUGCUCGGCCUCUCUAAUGGCUACCUUGGCACUCUGCCGAUGAUUUAUGGCCCAAAGGUGGUACCAAGAGAGCUGGCAGAGGCUACAGGAGUGGUCAUGUCCUUCUUCCUCACGCUGGGACUGGCUGUUGGAUCUGCUUUCUCUGUGCUUAUUGUGCACUGCAUCUAAACAUGCUGUGCAAUAACUCAAUCAUACAGUGGUAUAGUUGAGCUAUACAGUGGGCUGUAACUGAAAGAUUGUAGGUACACAUCCAGCAGAUGAAUACCAGGACUUUAAAACACUGUAUGUUAACAUGUACUGGUCAAAUCAUGUGUCUGUCUCAGGGGGGAGGUGCACAUAAACUUCACACUAGUACAUUUGAUAAAGACGCCUUAACUCCUCUGUUCUGUCUUACCUCUUAUUCAUGUGCAUCAUGUUUACACUAAUGUGGCUCAUGACGAGAGCCAAGAGUUGUGACUACUGUGGCUGGGUGUUUAGCUUCCGGAUACAUUCUUUUUUUGAUACUUGUUUGGAAUAAAGUGGACCUUUGUGCCAAAUUAGUUCA